Messenger RNA from Stereum hirsutum FP-91666 SS1, 1545 nucleotides. RefSeq lists its product as uncharacterized. Bases 1 to 1545 code for a protein of 514 amino acids. Lineage: Eukaryota; Fungi; Basidiomycota; Agaricomycetes; Russulales; Stereaceae. The record is from RefSeq and is a predicted model, not a curated record. The transcript is spliced from 8 exons.
AUGCGGCUCAACAAACAUGAAAAGGAUGCGAAGGAGCGCACCAUACAAAGCUUUGCAGAUUUUCUGGGGUGUCGGAAUGUCAUUACAUUGCUGCAAAGUCCUGGCGGGGAGCUUGCUGCCAUGGAACCAGAUGCGGUAGGAAUACUUCUAGUGGAAGCACACAAUUACGGGCUGGAAAACCUGACGUAUGACGCCUUGAUCUCAAAGAUUCUUCGUGAGGGGGGCCGGAUCGGGAAGGAAGAUGCUGAGAUUGCUGCUGCUGUGGAUAAAUUCCAGAAGCAGCGUGAUCUCCUCCGUACAUUUGCUACUCACGCUGAAAAGCGAACAUGGGCUCUCAAGGUAGGGCUGUUCGUACCCCAUGAUGAGAGGCCUCCUUUCCACCAAUGGCUCGACCGCACUGGUAUUAAAGUUGUGGUGCGGCCACCGUCCACCGAAGGCCUCCCAGCGAGGAGGACAGUUCUGUACGAGUACGAACCGCUGUCAGAUCCUGAAACCCCUUACAUUGUGGUCGACGAAGCCCAUGGAUUCUACAUCGUGACAGAAGAAGAGUCGGUGUGCUUCGUUUACGAACAUACCAUGAAGAACGGAGACAUAGUCUUGCGACCCUUACUCAUCAUUGUCCGUAAUUUUGGGCGGGUUUCAGAAGAAACCAAUGUACCGGCUGUUCAAUUUUAUACGUUCAUGGAUGCAGUUAUCGAGACGGCAUGCAAUGGCGAACGUCGUGGAGUCCGACCAUCUGAGCCUGGUUUGAUGGCACAGUUUGGGUAUAAUGCAGGUCCGCGUCAUGCGCGAGUGUGGGGAUUGGCAAAAAGUUUCAGCAAGAAGCUUCCUCAAGAUGUUAAGGAGCAGCGGGAUCGAGAUGCAGUGGCUGUAUUGUCGAUGGUGUGGGCGAUGAUACGCACUCACAUGCCCCGCGAGGGUGUUGAUGCAUUGGAGGAUGUACUGGACGCAACAGGUAUGCCACGCAUGUCUACACGGAACAUCGAGGAAGGGGACGGCUACGAGUUCGAAAUUGACGGACAAACAUUCUCAUUUCCGGUGGCAUCUCGUGCGCCACCUGAAGGAUACCUCAUACAAGCAUACUCAGCGCGGUCGCACUAUGACGGUAUUGACGAUGAUGUGCCGAAUGCAUGGUCCCUCCAUAGUUCUGUCUGCGACAUUAUUCCAUCGGAAGCUGCAACACCCUCAGCUACAUCGGCUGCAGAACCUGCAUUCCGCAUCUCGACCCGCUCACAAAGACGCCGGCUGCAAGAGUUGGGCUCCCAGCAAAAAUCACCCAAUCCUCCGGCUCCAAUAGUAUCCCGCCCGCUCUGUUAUGGAGGUAGCUUUGUGGACCUGGAGCUGCGUGUGGUGGUGAGGCCUGCACCAGCUACCGGUACCCAGUUCGACCCUCGUCGAAUGCAUGGUUCGACAAGGCUCGUUAAUAGAAUAACUCGGGCAUGUGCUUUCACAUCUUCUACCUUUAUCCGACAGGCAUUUGAGAAGGCGCAGGCAGGAUAUGGUGUAAUGAGGGCACAGAAGGGAACAGGGGCAAACACAGAGUGA